This is a messenger RNA of Aphanomyces astaci, 773 nucleotides long. RefSeq lists its product as hypothetical. Bases 41 to 667 code for a protein of 208 amino acids. The transcript has a single exon. NCBI's taxonomy places the organism in Eukaryota, Oomycota, Saprolegniomycetes, Saprolegniales, Verrucalvaceae. The record is from RefSeq and is a predicted model, not a curated record.
GCCAUGUUCUCACUUUCGCAUUUGCCGUCUCGACAACAUCAUGUUUCGCUACUACCAACCAAUGUCAACCUGGGACGUUGUGCGCCCUUCCUAUUGGUAUCCCAUGGCGAGCCUCGAGCAGUCCUUGAUGGAACUGGACGCGAUGGCCGACGAAAUGCGGAUGGCGUUCCCUUUGCGCUCCUACCGCCUCUUGUCCGCCCCGUCGCUGACUGAAGACGACGACUUUUUCCGCGACCUGCCCGUGGCGACCCGCGAUACACAACCGUCCAAGGAAGUGUCUGGCGGAGACGAAGAAUCCCGCGCGUUCUCCAACUACUCGUACUCGAGCUCGUCGGUGGUGGACGACAAGGGGCGCCGCGUGCAGAGCAUCCGCCGACGCUACGAAGAUGCGAACGGGCGGUUGAAGGCGGUCCACGAACGCUUGCUCCCUGGCAAGAAGAUGGUGACGACGUGGCGCAAGCAAAACAAGGACGACGAGGGCAGCCAGGAGACCAUUUGCUCGCAAGGCGUGUCGAAGGAAGAGUUUGAAGAGGAGUGGAAGAGCACUCCGUUUGCCAAGGCCCAAGAGUCGGCAAAGCCAUUGGAAGGGGAGAAGCCCAAGGCCUUGCAAGGCGAGCAGUCGAAGGCCUCGGAAGGCGAGCAAUCGAAGCAACAAGUGGCGGCUUAGUCGACUGCUGCUGGUGUGCAAUAGUCUGACCCUGUAUACGUGAAUGUAGGAUGAGAUAACGAUCAGAGGAUCCAAGCUCGAUAUAUUUGGUUGUUUUAUUGAUGCA